AUGUCCACGCCGUCGAGCCCUGCUGGCGGCGGCAGCAAGCCGCUUCAGCCCGUGUCACACAACGAGCAGCGUGAUGCUGCUAUUUUCUCGCCCCAUCGUCGCACCGACAGCUCCGUCCAUGAGAAGAUUCACCAGUUCAACACCCUUGCCAUGCAGGCAAAGCAACAAGAGCGCAAGACCUUCGAUGCUGCCCUCAAGCGCGCCCAGAUCGGCCGCGAGGAGGCCGAGGCUGAGAUGCGUCGCUACCGCGAUGAAGCCCGGAUGCUUCGGAAGCAGGUUGAGGAGGGCAAGGACCGCGAACGUCGUAUUGCCGAAAGACUAGAGGCUGUGAUGGAAAACUACGCGAAAGCCAAGGAGACCCAUGCUCACACCCAACAGCUGUGGGAAAAGGAGGUCCGUCGUGCCAAAAAGGAGGCUUUUAAAGCCCAAAGCGCUCUUCUGCAUUUCCAGGAGGAUGCGAAGACCGCCCGCACGGCUCAGAAGACUGCUGAGGAGGCUCAGAAGGCGGCCGAGGAAGCGCUCCAGACCGAGAAGGAGCGCAGCAGGAGUUUUGAACAGCAGGCCGAGGAGGCCCAGCAAAAGGUCCUCGAGACCGAGAAGAGGCUGGCCGACGUCCAAGAGGAGCUCGCCAAGGCCCAGGAACGCAUCAGGUCCCUGGAGCAGGAGGUUGAGGCCCUCAGGGACCAACUCAAGGCCCAGGAGGACACCAUCAAUGCUAUGCGCGCGUCCACUUCUUCCAAGAAGUCCCGGCGUCGCUCUGAUGUCGACGACGAACCCGAGGCUCCUAGGAAGCGCGCUCGUCAUUCUUAUGAGAGCGAUUCCGAAGUCGAGAACAUCCAGAUGAUGUGGCAGUGGGAGAAGAAGCGUGCCGACCGUGCCCAGGAACAGAUCGCCUUCCUCGAGGCAGAGUGUCAUCUCAAGAUGUGCUCGGCUGCUAAGACUCUCCGUCAGCGGACCGGACACUUCAUCGUGGAUGCCAGUGACAAGAUGAUUCUUAGUGAGAACACCACGGUAUUCAUGCCAAAGCCGACGCCUGGCCGCUCCAAGACAGACAUGCUCCGCCGCAGCACCAUGUUCUCGCCGGCCAAAGAGGCGCGCGAGGUCGCCCCCUACCGCACGCUCUCGCAGGUCGAGGCCGAGACCGAGGCCCGGGGGCGCGAAUCCAUCUCCUCCAAGGCCGACACGUCACCUACCGCGUCGACUGGCAGCAUGCCGGUUACCCCGAAAGAUGACGAUCCGCUGUUUCGCCGCAGCCCGUCCAUGGAACCUUCGAAGGGCGCAGUCCCGCCAAAGGAACGGACAUCGCUACUCUCGCUGCUCGAUGCUCCAGUCAGGCAAGAAGACCCCGCGCCGCUGUUCAACAUUCCUACGAUCCCCGCUCCUGACCCGAAUGAACAGCCUCAGGAGUCAGAGUCCUUCCCGCUCGUCGGCAUCCCCAAGAUCCCGGUCCUCGCUCCCCGCACCUCAACUGAGUCGGAGCCAGAACACGAGUCAAAGCAAGUGUCGAAGCCCGAGUCCGAGAGCAAGCCCGCUCCGUCACAGCAUGCCUCCGACCAUCCCAACGGCGGUCAGCAAGCCCGCAAGCCCCAUCCCCGAGACCUGUCCAUCCCCGCUCGCGAAACCUACCCUCCAGUGCCGCUCACCGACCCCUUCCCCUCGACCGCCAACACAGGCCUCUCGGCCUCCACCGCCUCCUGCUCCGUCCACGACGCGCCCUACGCCCGCCCGCACACCACCGCGGCCUACUAUCCGUCCGCCUCCGCUUCCUCCGCCUACGCAAAUCCCCUCCUCAAGACGUCAGCCAUAACCGCGCACGUCGCCACAACCAAGGUGCCGCUCAAGGAGGAGACUAGCGACCCGUCGCUGGCGCAGCGCCUCCUCAAGAUACAGCGCACGCCCGUCCGGCCCACAGCCGAUGGCGCGAAGGUCUGGGAAGACCCGGAUAAGAAGCCCAUAUUUGACCCCACCAAUCCCGCGCUGACGCCGACCAUGACGCGUGAGCAGGCCCUGCAGUGUAUUAGGGAGCGUAGGGACCGCGCGCGGAGUGUGGGCCGUGAGAAGGAGGAGAAGGAGAAGAAGCUGGCUGCUCAGCCGAUGAGGAAGGUUAGUGGGAGCAGUGUGGUCAGCAACGCUAGUGCCGCUAGUGGGAAGGCUAGUGUAGGCAGCAAUACUAGCAGUGUUGGUGAGAGGGGUCGCUCGAGGGAAAGGGAGGUUGGUGCGAGGCAGGUUAGCGACCCUACUGCUGCUGCAAAGCCUGCCGUGUCCAAGGUUAGGGAGGUUAGUGCGAUUAGGAGGGUCAGGACAUGA
Messenger RNA from Thermochaetoides thermophila DSM 1495, 2307 nucleotides. RefSeq lists its product as uncharacterized. The record is from RefSeq and is a predicted model, not a curated record. Lineage: Eukaryota; Fungi; Ascomycota; Sordariomycetes; Sordariales; Chaetomiaceae. The coding region runs from base 1 to 2307 and encodes 768 amino acids. The transcript is spliced from 2 exons.